AACUCAUCAUUUCAAUAUUUCACAUAGUAUUUCUAAGAUCUAUGGCUGAAAUUCAACACCACCAUGCAGCUACACUAGCUCGCAGUGAAUCAAAAGUGUACAACAUGGAUGUUGAAAAAAAUGAAGAAAAAGAUUAUACACAAAGAGCUCAAUGGCUUAGAGCAGCUGUUUUAGGUGCUAAUGAUGGUUUACUCUCAACAGCAUCCUUAAUGAUGGGUGUUGGAGCUGUUACAAAAGAUGUUAAGACAAUGAUUCUAACCGGAAUUGCUGGUCUUAUAGCCGGUGCAUGUAGCAUGGCAAUCGGUGAAUUUGUGUCGGUAUAUUCGCAAUAUGAUAUUGAGUAUGCACAAAUGAAAAGACAAGGAAAUACUUCUCAGAAAGAUAAAUUACCUAAUCCUUAUUAUGCCGCUUUUGCCUCGGCCGUUGCUUUUGCGGUCGGGGCUUUUGUGCCGUUACUCGGCGCGGCUUUUGUGAAAGAUUAUAAGGUUAGAUUGGGAGUUGUGGUUGGUGUUGUUAGUUUUGCCUUGUUUGUUUUUGGUGGGUUGAGUGGUUUUCUUGGGAAAGCACCUUUGGUUAAGUCAUGUUUGAGGGUUUUGAUUGGUGGAUGGUUAGCUAUGUCUCUUACUUUUGGUUUAACUAAGCUUGUAAACCAUGUUGUAGUUUGAUCAACUUUAAUCUCUUUAUUUCCAGCA
This is a messenger RNA of Trifolium pratense (red clover), 692 nucleotides long. RefSeq names its product vacuolar iron transporter homolog 4-like. Lineage: Eukaryota; Viridiplantae; Streptophyta; Magnoliopsida; Fabales; Fabaceae. Gene Ontology annotation, molecular function: manganese ion transmembrane transporter activity; iron ion transmembrane transporter activity. Gene Ontology annotation, biological process: intracellular manganese ion homeostasis. Bases 42 to 665 code for a protein of 207 amino acids. The record is from RefSeq and is a predicted model, not a curated record. The transcript has a single exon. Gene Ontology annotation, cellular component: membrane.